CAACUUGUUUAAACUUGCAUUCAUGUAGUCAUAAUGAUAUUUUGCUACUUCCUUCUCAUUUCUCCCUUGCAUGCAUGCGGGCAUAUUAGUAAUCCCGGUUAACGAGAAGAAAAGUUGACUUGCAAAGCAAUCAUUAAAUUUUGCCUUGGUACCUGUAUUUUGAGUUUGUGGCUUUGUAUAAGGGAAUGGAGGGAGUAUAAAGGAUAACACUAUUUUAAAUCUGAUUUUUGAGAUCAAGUGGAGUGCACGUUUUUGUUGAUCUGAAUGUAACACAAUGAAUUUUGCACUGAUGCACUAGUCGUAUUACAAAUGUGAUCAGGAUGUCAUUGGCUCAUCGUUUUGUUAAACUGUUCUCUACGCAGGGAUCCAAAAUUUCUGAUAAAUCACAUAACCAAGAGACAACAGAUUUGCACAAGUGUAUUUCCAGUAUCCGCCAUCGCACACCUGAUCAGGAAAAGGCUAAUCUUUGUAUUCUUGUUACUGGAGCACUUGGUGGAAGGUUUGAUCAUGAGGCUGCAAAUAUCAAUGUUCUCUAUGUGUUCUCGGACAUGCGAAUUGUCCUUCUGUCAGAUGAUUGCUUGAUCCAACUUCUUCCCAAAACGCAUCACCAUGAGAUAUAUAUUGAGUCGUCUGUAGAAGGACCGCAUUGUGGAAUUUUUCCUAUUGGAGCACCAUCUACAAGCACUACAACCACUGGCCUCAAGUGGAACCUGAGUGAUGCAGAGAUGAGAUUUGGGAGCAUGAUAAGCACAUCCAACAUCGUGGAUUCAGAUAAAGUAACUGUGCAGUCAGAUGCGGAUCUUCUGUGGACAAUUUCUCUUCGAAAUCUGACCUGAAGAGCAUCCACAUGAUUGGAAUCGUCUGCUGUGUUUCCUUUUUUGUAAAAUCUUUGUUGAUCUUGUAUGCUAUCAGCUCAGCUCUUGUACAGUGCAGCUGUGUUUGUGCUCAUAAGUUGUUUUGUAUCUGAUAAAUAUAAAUGAUAUCUUGUGGCUCGUGGUUGAAACCUCUGUUAUCAGAUAGAUGGAGACCCGCCAGAUUAUCAUAA
Triticum dicoccoides is the source of this 1045-nucleotide messenger RNA. RefSeq names its product thiamine pyrophosphokinase 2-like. The transcript has 3 exons. The coding region runs from base 321 to 836 and encodes 171 amino acids. Gene Ontology annotation, biological process: thiamine diphosphate biosynthetic process; thiamine metabolic process. NCBI's taxonomy places the organism in Eukaryota, Viridiplantae, Streptophyta, Magnoliopsida, Poales, Poaceae. Gene Ontology annotation, molecular function: ATP binding; thiamine binding; thiamine diphosphokinase activity. The record is from RefSeq and is a predicted model, not a curated record.